Letharia columbiana is the source of this 1368-nucleotide messenger RNA. RefSeq lists its product as uncharacterized. NCBI's taxonomy places the organism in Eukaryota, Fungi, Ascomycota, Lecanoromycetes, Lecanorales, Parmeliaceae. Gene Ontology annotation, molecular function: protein binding. The coding region runs from base 1 to 1368 and encodes 455 amino acids. The transcript is spliced from 2 exons. The record is from RefSeq and is a predicted model, not a curated record.
AUGUCUGAGUCCCCUAGGUCUACUCCCGCGGAUUUGAUGCCUUCAGACAAAGAUCCUCCGACUUGUGCACUUCUCAGGCUACCUACCGAGAUCCGGGAUGAAAUCUAUCGCUAUCUACUCUCCUCAGAGUACAUUAAAUGCAAGAUCCCAUACCCGGGUCGCGCAUUCGAAACCACCUACUACACCUACCCUUUUCACAAACAAAUCCUGUGCACGAAUCGCCAGGUCUACCGAGAGGCCAUACACAUUUUCCGAACGGAAAACCUGUUCUUCCGCUUCACCACCAACCACCCUAACGUUGGGCACAUUCUCUGGUCGUCGCAAGGUCUUCUCCUCCUCACUCACGGCAUCCGGGCUGGCUCUUUCAGGCACCGCGCCAUGGACGUCAUCCACUAUUGCCCUCGAUCAGGGACUACCGGGGAUCACAAAAACUGCGAUUGCGCCCAUCUUGACUUUAAGACAUGUCUGUUCGUGAGCGACCAAUUGCCCAACUUGUUACGUACUUUGAGGGCUUACAGCCAGCAAGGCAAUCGAUGCCUUGCACAAAGUUCGUUCGCGGUCUCUGUCUUCGAUGACUUCGAUCAGUGGUCCACUGAAACACAGCCGUGUACCUCUUAUGUUUGUCCACGCAUCCGGAAUCUCCUAGACCCAUUCAAACUCCUCUACGACGUGGAUGAUCUAGACAUCCAAGGAUCGGUGAAUGAACCAUAUAGGCAGUCGAUUGUAGCAAGCGCUACACAACGGGAGCCAACAGUAGCAAAAAUCGUCACUACUGCAUCGGCAUUCCAAAAACAAGGCGACGAAGCCUUCCGCAAUCACCAUUUCGAACUCUCACUCUCCUUGUACACAUCAGCAAUCAGCGAAGUUCAGGUAAACCACCAUUGGGCUGAUUACACGGGAUUUGUGACGACAGGGCAAUAUGCUGGGAUGAGCACACCGCACGCCGUGAGGAGGUUCAAAAUCCGGAUUCAUUCGGACAUGGCGGGCGCUCUCGUGAAAGUAGGUGAAUACAGGAGAGCGACGGACCACGCAAAAGAGGCCAUCAAACAGAGAAACACGCGCGGAACACCACCGGAAGAGUGGGAGGGGCUGUAUCUCACAACCACCGACUGCGCGAAGCCGUACCUCUGGGGCGGACUGGCCUACGAAGGCCUCGGAGACCUGAAUCGGGCGAUCUACGGGGUGGGAGAGGCGUUGUUUUAUUGCCCGGAAAACAAGAGGUUGGAGAGGGAGUACAAGAGGUUGGAGCUGGAGAUUGAGAAGCAGGGGAUUGUGCCUACGGAACAUGCGUUCGGAAAGGGUACGAACUGGUGGGUGCGCCCACUGGUGGUGCGGAAUCAGAGGAGGUUGGGGGGAUCGCAAAGGUAG